This is a messenger RNA of Rhipicephalus microplus (southern cattle tick), 637 nucleotides long. RefSeq lists its product as uncharacterized. Lineage: Eukaryota; Metazoa; Arthropoda; Arachnida; Ixodida; Ixodidae. The record is from RefSeq and is a predicted model, not a curated record.
UGAUGUUGACACCAAGGAGAUGGUAGGGAAUGUCUUGCGGAAGCUGCCACAUUUGUAUACAGUACCAAACAUGAAACCAGUGGAAAUUUUUCUCGGAAUUACCUUUGGCCCUGUUCAGUUGAAAGGUGCGGACAUUUUUAAACUUUAUGGUCCCGUGUCAAAAUACUGCCGUAACGGAGCCAGGCUCGUGCAAGUCGACAUCAUAGCUGACCGCCCCAUCGACUUCUUCACACCCUGGAAAAUAUGCAGUGGAAAGGAGGGCAUUCUUGGAGUUCAAGGAACUGCCAGAGUCACGGUCACCUUUGAGGUGGCCAACGCGACUGCUUCAAGUGAACCGAAAGGAGAGAGGAAGCUGGUUGUUGUAGGCGAAUUGAUGCCAGUGAACACCCGUGUCAAUGCCGUGUACCUGCGAGGUGCUGGAGAAGCAUUGCGAAACGCCGUUGGAUAUUCUAGAAUCUUGUUGCCAGCUAUAUCCGACGAGCUAUGGGAAGGUGCUGUGAAAUUCGAACUCCGCAAGAUGCUUCAAAAGGCUACCGAAGAUCCAUAAACUCAAAGACUGUAUUUCUCGCUUGAUAUCUUGUGUUCACACAGAAAUGUCGUAAAGUCAGUGCACCUAACGCUUAAUAAAACUGGCAUG